Messenger RNA from Miscanthus lutarioriparius, 5958 nucleotides. NCBI's taxonomy places the organism in Eukaryota, Viridiplantae, Streptophyta, Magnoliopsida, Poales, Poaceae. The record is from the annotation of a GenBank genome assembly.
AUGGAGCUGGAGAUCGUCGAGGUGGGCCCGUCCAGCCGCCCGCUGCGCUACGUCUCUCGCCCGCCCCCUCCACCUCCACCUCCACCGCCACCGCCGCAGCAGCAAGGGGAAGCAGGGGACGCCCAUGCGGCGGUGCCCCUGGUGCAGCAGUUCGACAGCGAGAAGCUCCCGCAGACGCUCGUCUCCGAGAUCCGACCCUUCCUGCGCGUUGCCAACCAGAUCGAGGCCGAGAACCCGCGCGUCGCGUACCUGUGUCGGUUCCAUGCAUUUGAAAAGGCUCAUACAAUGGACAAACUUUCAGCUGGGAGGGGUGUUCGGCAAUUUAAAACUGCACUUCUUCAGAGACUUGAGCAGGAUGAGAGCAGCACCAAAUCAAAGAUGACACAAAGAGGUGAUGCCCGAGAGAUGAAGUUAUUCUUUGAGAAGAAAAAGCAAGCCAAUGCACAUGAACUCUUGCCUGUCCUGGCAGAAGUGCUGAAGGCUCUUCUCAGCGGAACUGGCUUGGAGGGCCUUGUUGCUAGUGAAGAUUUUGCAGACUUAUUUCGAUAUAAUAUUCUUCCACUCCAUCCUAGGUUAAGUCAAAAACCAAUCAUGCUUCUCCCGGAGAUCAAAGUUGCUGUCUCCGCGGUGUUUAGUGUUCGCAGUCUUCCAUCAGCCAACAUGAAGGAUGAAAAAAAUCAUACAGAUAUUCUUCGAUGGCUGCAAAGUUGGUUUGGAUUCCAGAAAGGAAAUGUCGCCAACCAAAGAGAGCAUCUAAUUCUAUUGCUUGCAAAUGCGCAUGCUAGAUUGAAUCCCAAGUCAUCCUCUGCUCAAAUGCUUGAUGACAGAGCAGUAGAUGAAUUGUUGGCAAAAACAUUUGAGAACUAUCUGACCUGGUGCAAAUUUUUGGGGCGAAGAAGCAACAUAUGGUUGCCCUCUGUGAAGCAAGAAAUUCAGCAACAUAAACUUCUAUACAUAGCUCUUUAUCUUCUUAUAUGGGGAGAAGCAUCAAACUUACGACUAAUGCCAGAAUGCUUAUGCUAUAUUUUUCAUCAUAUGUCAUAUGAACUAUAUGGAGUGCUCUCUGGGGCUGUAAGCUUAAUAACUGAGGAAAAAGUCCGACCUGCAUAUGGAGGAGAUGAUGAAUCAUUUCUAAACAAUGUAGUGAAGCCAAUAUACAAUGUCAUAUUUCAGGAAGCACAAAAGAACAAGAACGGAGCAUCUGAUCACUCAACAUGGAGAAACUAUGAUGACCUCAAUGAAUUCUUCUGGUCUGCUGAUUGCUUUAAGAUUGGUUGGCCCAUGCGCCUUAACAAUGAUUUCUUUUUCACAUCAAGUGCAACUAAGGACUCUCAGGUUCUUUGUGGAUCAAGGUUAUCAGGUGUGCCAGAUGGCCUUGGAAACUGUGCUAGCUGUGUUCCGCUAGUGUCACUACACACAUCUCAGCACAAUGAGCAGCUAAAUCCCCAACUGCCUCAUGAGUCAUCAUCAACAGAAAACUAUCUUAAUGCAGAAGCAGCUGAACAAAGACAACAGCAAGCUACGAGUUCCAGUUCUCAACAGAGAUGGUUGGGAAAGACGAAUUUUGUUGAGGUCCGUUCUUUUUGGCAUCUCUUCAGAAGCUUUGAUAGGAUGUGGACACUCCUUGUGCUUGGGCUUCAGGUUCUGAUAAUAAUGGCAUGGCAUGGAUUAGGAAGCCCUACUCAGUUACUUGAUCCAAUAAUUUUUGAGGAUAUUCUGAGUAUUUUCAUCACCAAUGCGGUACUUCGAGUUAUUCAAGUCAUCCUUGACAUUGCUUUCUCAUGGAGAACCAAGGGAACAAUGAGAGUUGAUCAGAUACUAAGAUUUACUAUAAAACUUUCUCUUGCGGUGGCAUGGGCGAUUAUUCUUCCUAUAUUUUAUGCUAAUUCUCAAAAUUAUAAGGCUUGUUCAACUAAACGGUCUAAAGCCUUUUUGGGAAUGUUCUGCUUGUCAAAAUAUAUGGUGGUUGUUGCAUUGUACCUUGCAAGCAAUGUGGUUGGGAUGGCAUUAUUUUUUGUCCCAGCUGUCACCAACUACAUAGAGACAUCUACAUGGAGAAUUUGUAAUGUGUUGUCAUGGUGGUGUCAACCACAAUUAUACGUUGGACGAGGAAUGCAAGAAGGACUAGUAUCUAUACUGAAGUACACAACUUUUUGGAUGAUUCUAUUGUCAUGCAAAUUUUUAUUCAGCUACUACUUUGAGAUUAAGCCACUUGUGGGACCAACGAAAGAAAUUAUGAAGAUCAAUGUGAACAAAUAUGAGUGGCAUGAAUUCUUUCCACAAGUCAAGAGUAAUGCUGGCGCUAUUCUUGCUGUAUGGGCCCCUAUAAUUCUUGUCUAUUUCAUGGACACACAAAUAUGGUAUUCUGUAUUCUGUACCAUUUUCGGUGGUAUGUGUGGUAUUAUCCACCAUCUUGGUGAGAUUCGCACAAUGGGAAUGGUGAGAAGUCGGUUUUGUUCCUUACCAGAAGCCUUCAACAUGUCUCUUGUUCCUCCAGCAAUGCCAAUAGAGAGAAAGGGAAUGCCUUUUAGUUUCUUGGAGAAGAAAAUAUUCAAGAAAUUAGGUAAAGAUGAAAGACAUGACCCAACAAAGUUUGCACUGGUUUGGAACCAGAUAAUAAGUAGCUUCCGUUCAGAGGACUUAAUAAGUAAUAGAGAGAUGGAUUUGAUGACAAUGCCCAUGUCACUAGUACAUAGUUCUGGUUCUAUCUGUUGGCCAUUGUUUUUACUUGCUAAAAAGUUUUCAGAAGCAGUGGAUAUGGCAGCGAAUUUUACUGGGAAAAGUGCUCAACUCUUCUGGAAAAUUAAGAAGGAUCACUACAUGUUUUGUUCUAUAAAUGAUUUCUAUGAACUGACAAAAAAUAUUUUCAGAUUUCUCAUUAUUGGGGAGACAGAGAGGAGGGUGGUAGCUGCCAUAUUUGAUGAAAUAAAUAAGAGUAUUCAAAAUUCAAGCCUGGUGACUGAUUUUCGGAUGGAUCAAUUGCCUUCACUGUUCCGCAAAUUUGACCGGUUGGCUGAACUUCUGUUUAUAAACAAACAAGAACAUCGAUGUGAGGUGACAAUUCUGCUCCAAGAUAUUGUUGACAUUCUAAUCCAGGAUAUGAUUGUGGAUCCUCAAAGAAUACUGGAUGUGGUUAAUUCUUCAGAGAGACUGAUCUCUGAUGAUGAUGGAGCAUUCAGCUACUAUGAACCAGAGCUCUUUGCAUCAGUCAGCUCAAUAACAAACAUCCGAUAUCCAUAUUCUGAUCAGCAAAAAGAACAGGUUAAACGCCUCUAUCUUUUGCUUAGUACAAAAGAAAAGGCUGCGGAAAUACCAUCAAAUUUAGAGGCUCGGCGACGCAUUUCAUUUUUCGCCACAUCUCUAUUUAUGGAUAUGCCUGCUGCUCCCAAAGUUCGCAGUAUGUUGUCGUUUAGUGUAAUAACUCCAUAUUUCAUGGAAGAAGUGAAGUUUUCGGAUGAAGAACUUCAUUCAAAUCAAGAUGAAGCAUCCAUCCUUUCCUACAUGAAAAGGAUAUAUCCAGAUCAAUGGAAAAACUUUCGGGAACGCCUUGGUUCAAAGGUAACAAAUGAUGAAAUUAGAUACUGGGCUUCCUUCCGUGGCCAAACACUGAGCCGAACUGUACGGGGAAUGAUGUACUACAGAAAAGCCUUGAAACUACAGGCUUUCUUAGACAGGACAAAUGAUCAAGAUUUAUUUCAAGUACCUAUGGCAACUGAACAAGAAAAAAAUAAAAGAAAUAUCCACCAAACAUUAUCGGCUGAACUAGAAGCGCUUGCAGAUAUGAAAUUUUCAUAUGUCAUUUCAUGUCAGAAGUUUGGGGAACAAAAAAUCAAAGGUGAUCCCCAUGCUCAAGACAUCAUAGAUCUGAUGAUGAGGUACCCUGCUCUGAGGGUUGCUUAUAUUGAAGAGAAGGAAGUCAUAGUAAAUAACUGUUCUCAUACGAUUGAAGGGAAGGAAGUCAUAGUAAAUAACUGUCCUCAUAAGGUUUAUUCCUCUGUGUUAAUAAAAGCAGAGAAUAAUUUGGACCAGGAGAUUUACCGUAUAAAGCUGCCUGGUCCACCUAUCAUUGGAGAAGGGAAGCCUGAAAAUCAGAACCAUGCCAUUAUCUUCACUCGUGGGGAAGCUCUACAAACAAUUGAUAUGAAUCAAGACAAUUAUCUGGAAGAAGCUUACAAAAUGAGGAAUGUCCUUCAAGAGUUUGUAAGGCGUCCUAGGGACCAAGCUCCAACUAUCCUUGGGCUAAGAGAGCAUAUCUUCACUGGAAGUGUUUCAUCUCUUGCCGGCUUCAUGUCAUAUCAAGAGACAAGCUUUGUUACAAUUGGACAAAGAUUUCUUGCUGAACCCCUUAGGGUACGGUUUCACUAUGGUCAUCCAGACAUUUUUGAUCGGCUAUUUCAUUUAACAAGAGGCGGCAUAAGUAAAGCAUCUAAAACUAUAAACUUAAGUGAGGAUGUCUUUGCUGGGUAUAAUUCCAUAUUGCGUCGUGGGAAUAUAAUUUACAAUGAAUACAUUCAAGUUGGCAAAGGGCGUGAUGUUGGUCUUAACCAGAUAUCAAAAUUUGAAGCUAAAGUGGCAAAUGGCAAUAGUGAGCAAACAAUCAGUCGUGAUAUUCACCGGCUAGGUCGGCGAUUUGAUUUCUUCAGGAUGCUUUCAUGCUAUUUUACAACAGUGGGAUUUUACUUUAAUAGCCUAAUAUCAGUUGUUGGUGUUUAUGUUUUCCUCUAUGGCCAGCUGUACUUGGUUCUCAGUGGCCUGCAGAGGGCUCUGUUACUUGAAGCUCAAACUCAGAAUAUAAAGUCCUUAGAAACAGCCCUUGCAUCUCAGUCUUUUCUCCAGCUGGGACUGCUUACAGGAUUGCCUAUGGUGAUGGAACUAGGUUUGGAAAAGGGUUUCCGUGCAGCUCUGAGUGAUUUUAUCCUCAUGCAAUUGCAGUUGGCAUCAGUUUUCUUCACGUUCUCUCUUGGAACAAAAGCACACUACUACGGCCGUACUAUUCUCCAUGGGGGUGCUAAAUACCGGCCUACAGGGCGUAAAUUUGUAGUUUUCCAUGCAAGCUUUACUGAGAACUAUCAGUUGUAUUCCAGAAGUCAUUUCGUCAAAGGAUUUGAGUUGAUCUUCCUUUUGAUAGUCUACCACAUCUUUAGGAGAUCUCAUGUGAGCAAUGUGGUGCAUGUGAUGAUCACAUACUCAACAUGGUUUAUGGCAGUGGCUUGGCUGUUUACUCCUUUUCUUUUUAACCCGGCUGGUUUUGCUUGGCAAAAAAUUGUUGACGACUGGGCUGACUGGAAUAGGUGGAUGAAGAAUCAAGGGGGCAUAGGAGUGCAACCAGAAAAGAGCUGGGAGUCAUGGUGGAACGGUGAGAAUGCACAUCUACGUCACUCAGUAUUGAGUUCUAGAAUUCUUGAAGUGCUGCUCUCGCUACGCUUCUUCAUAUAUCAAUAUGGCCUUGUCUAUCACCUGAAUAUCUCUCAAGACAACAAGAAUUUCCUUGUGUACCUGCUUUCAUGGGUCGUAAUUAUUGCCAUUAUUGGUUUUGUUAAGCUUGUCAAUUGUGCUAGCCGUCGUUUGAGCACAAAGCACCAACUCAUCUUCAGGUUCAUAAAACUUUUGACAUUCCUCUCAGUGGUUACUUCCUUGAUCCUUCUCUAUUGUCUCUGCCAAUUAUCUAUCAUGGAUCUGAUCAUCUGUUGUCUGGCAUUCAUACCAACUGGCUGGGGUCUCCUCCUUAUUGUUCAAGUUUUGAGACCCAAAAUAGAGUAUUAUGCAAUAUGGGAGCCUAUUCAGGUCAUAGCUCACGCUUACGACUAUGGAAUGGGAUCUCUGCUUUUCUUCCCGAUCGCUGUACUUGCAUGGAUGCCUGUUAUCUCGGCCAUUCAAACUCGGGUUCUUUUCAACAGAGCAUUUUCCCGGCAAAUACAGAUCCAGCCUUUCAUUGUAGGCAAAACUAAACGGAGAUAG